Messenger RNA from Dicrocoelium dendriticum, 846 nucleotides. NCBI's taxonomy places the organism in Eukaryota, Metazoa, Platyhelminthes, Trematoda, Plagiorchiida, Dicrocoeliidae. The record is from the annotation of a GenBank genome assembly.
AUGCGCUCAUCCGCGGUUGGAUUUCGAUUGCAACCAGACUGGGAUAAAGCUGAAAGAGACAAGGCAAUUUGGUUCCACGAAUACAGUUCCAUACCACAAGCUGAGCUUAAAAGGAGAGGAAUACGUUGCAGACGAACGCACAUGCAAUUUUUCUUUCGUUUCUCCGUACUAAAACUUUAUUCUGCUCCUCAUGCAGUCACCAGGAUAUUUCAGGCCGCUGAUGUCGAAUUCAGCCUGUGUCAUCCUGUGCACCGGGCACAUUUGUCUUGCAUGGAUAUCGGCCCGGGAGGUGAUCUAGGGCUGUCGUCUUCCAGUGAAAAAUCUGUUUAUCUCUGGGAAACUGGUACUGGCGAAAUACGGCGGAAACUUGAGGGCCACGUCGGUGAGGUCUAUUCCUGUCGUUUCUUCCCCUCUGGCCUCACUGCUCUUACUGCGGGAGCUGAUAUGCAGUUGAAAAUUUGGUGUCUUCUCACUGGCACAUGUGCCGCUACCUUGGCACCAGGCAUUGCCGGAGCGGUUACGGGUACUAGCUCAUUGGGGAAAUCGGAGCCAGGAGGUCACCGGUCUGGCAUACUGGACACUGGGAUCAUUUAUCGCGGUCGCAAUGUCAUUUCCAUAGAUCGUCUGGGGUGGAUGCGUUUAUGGGAUGUUACUACACAGGUAGGUACUAAACCACAUUUCCUAUUUGAAUGCCUGGGAGAUUUACUCUCCGACAUUUGUGUUGGAAGUGGUUGGAAGACUGCGUUACACUGUUUGUUGUUUGUUGUUUUUCCGAAUGCACAUCUCUCACUCUUUCACCUAUUGCUAUCAAAAAUGCUUCAGCUAAAAAUAUCCUCUUUUACCUAG